Trametes versicolor FP-101664 SS1 is the source of this 966-nucleotide messenger RNA. RefSeq lists its product as uncharacterized. The record is from RefSeq and is a predicted model, not a curated record. The coding region runs from base 1 to 966 and encodes 321 amino acids. The transcript has 7 exons. Lineage: Eukaryota; Fungi; Basidiomycota; Agaricomycetes; Polyporales; Polyporaceae.
AUGGAGGGACAGUCCAACACGCCCUUUCCGAUGCUUUUGCAGCAGCGGGGUACUCGAUUCUACCAUCGAGACUUCAACGGAGGCAUACCAGUUAAAUAUAUGUCAGGCUUGCUGCCGUUCUACGCAGACCUAGCAGGUACCCUUGCGGUUACACCCGGCCAAAUUGUCUACGUGAAGCUCUGCGGAGACUUGGGCUGGGCCAUCGCUGCGUGGUGGAUGCUUGCUCAUGUCCAGGGACACGAGUGGCACCUCCUUCCGAGUGACGCUCUCGCAGAAAACGCUGGGGGCGGCCUGCAUGCACGUCUUCUCCCUGCGGAAAACGUCAAGGGUCGGGCCUGUGGUCCAGGCAUGGAGGGUGCCAUCGUGGGUUCCAGUCAUCCAUCUGCCGGGAGCGAGAUGGUAACGCGCGCUGGGCAGAAUCGUUUCGAGCCGGGGUACGAAGUUGCUGGCCGCCUGCAGCUUGAGACGUUGCCACAGCACGACUUUCUGAACCACCCGCGCGCUCAAGCUCCCAGAAUGAAACUCAACGUGUCGUACGACUGCGUAUCGCUGAGCUCCGCCCUCGCCGGGUGUGGUGUACCCUCUCUGGACGGGCCUAUCUUCGCAGCGGACGCUCCGAUCGGCGUGAAGAUGAGCAUCUGCCUAUGGAUAGAGGGUGUUCGAUCGCCCCGCCCGCUCGAAGAUGGCUUCUCCUCCAAGCAGUACCGCGUACGCACCGGAGAUGAGAAGUUCGGCCGACCGAUCACUCGCGCGAGGCUGGCCCAUAUCAUAGCUGUUGAGGUUUUCGACUUCAUGAGACGCCAUACAGUGGAACACAACGGCGAGGUCGUCGUGUUCGAGCAACUGUACUUGAAAACGGCGAGCCUGAAGUCGAAGGCGACCAUCCAGCCCGUUUUGUGUAUCCGCCCUUCAAGUACCGCCGGCAUCUCCGGCACCCUCCGCUCGGUUCAGCAUCAGGCGAUUUAG